AUGUUAGCGGUCAGAAUCGUAUCAACUGAAAAUGUUUCGCCAGCUCCGUCUCCGGUUGAGUAUUAUCACAUUUCUCCGUCUCCAUCCCCUUCGCCUGAAGCCGGUGAUGUCAAUCACAACAAUGUAAGUGGAAUGGAAAGUGAAAAAUCCUCUGGAGGUGGAAAGAAAGCUGGAAUUGCCUUUGGAGUGAUUGCAGCAGCGAGUAUUGUCUGCGUUGGAGGAUACAUGUUGAAGAAACGGCGAGAUAACAUUCGUCGAUCUCGAUAUGAAUACGCAGCCACUGAGUUUUUCUGA
Molecule: messenger RNA, 294 nt
Organism: Brassica rapa (field mustard)
Lineage: Eukaryota; Viridiplantae; Streptophyta; Magnoliopsida; Brassicales; Brassicaceae
Source: RefSeq, a predicted model, not a curated record